This is a messenger RNA of Harpegnathos saltator (Jerdon's jumping ant), 6080 nucleotides long. RefSeq names its product Glial cell line-derived neurotrophic family receptor-like (gene Gfrl). The coding region runs from base 1867 to 5640 and encodes 1257 amino acids. Gene Ontology annotation, biological process: nervous system development. The record is from RefSeq and is a predicted model, not a curated record. Gene Ontology annotation, cellular component: external side of plasma membrane; signaling receptor complex. Gene Ontology annotation, molecular function: signaling receptor activity. Lineage: Eukaryota; Metazoa; Arthropoda; Insecta; Hymenoptera; Formicidae. The transcript has 18 exons.
UCGUACGGCGAGCGGUCUCGGCGUCAUUGGGCGUCGGGACGCCGCCACGACGCCGCGCUCUCGACUCCGGAACGCGAAAGCGCGCUCGCGAAGUGCCGUUCCUCGCGACGUUCCACGAGGACCGGGAUCCUUCUCCGAGGAUCCCUCGGGCGAACGUUCUUCUCUCCGGGCUCUCGCGAGACCACCGCGGCCGCUUCCCUCGCGCUAAGCGGCGCAUCCUUGAGGAGCAGAGCUGUGAGCCGCGCGAAGCUGAAGAAGAUUUCGCUCGGCGCUCUCACGCGAGAUCGGUCGGCUGCUGGAUUUCUCGGGGGCAAGGUCGAUACGACGAACGGGGAGAGAAAGAAUGACGACCGCCGGCGUGAAGCGUCAUCGAACCGGACGUUCCCGGCAGUGAAGGCGACCGUGAGGACACCUUGUCCGCCAGCGAGAUCGACGUUCGGCCGCGGGUCGAUCUCGCAGUUCGGUCCUUCAGACCUUCAGACGGAAGAUCGGCUCUCGGGUUUCGUGGGAAGGAUCGCCGGUGUGUGCGCGCGCGUGUGUUGCGAUCCGUCGAUGAAGGUGAGUCAGACGAGACGGCGUGAUCCUCGCUACCUCAAGGAACAUUUUCCAGAUCCUUGGUUUUUUGGGAAAGAGUUCGGGAGAGAAAGAGAAGAGGAGAAGGUGAGAGAGAGAGGAGGAGGAGGAGGAGGAAGAGAGAGGUGUCUUUUUACAGUUUCGAUAUUCUUCCAAUCAAAGUCGUGCGUUGCUCAAGAGAUCCUCGCUGUUCUCCGAGGGAUUUGUAGAUCUUGUAUCUCGAAGGGUGAGAGAGGAAUCAGUGUAGUGGAGAGUAGUGCAAUAUUUUUCGGAAGUGUCUUAAACUCGAUACACUGAAAGAUACUCCAAGUGUGCUCGUAGAUCCGAAGUUUACGGAGAAUUACGAAAAAAUAGAAGCAGAGAAGAAAGUCCUCGCUGCCGAGGUGCUAAGGGACGUCUCGCAGCUAAGAGCGUAGGACGGCGUUAUUGCGAAGAACUUAUCCUCCGGUCCUUCAGUCGGAGUCUCGCUGAAACGUGGUCGGUCGUCCUCAGCAUCGCGAGGACGAUCUAUAAAUCCUAAAUUCGCGAGCGAAUCGUCUCUCGCGGCGGAGUCUCGCUGAAAUAUCUUCGCGAGACGAACCAAGUUCUGACCUCCCGCCGCCGCCGCCGCCGCCGCCGCCGCCGUGCGCGUAAAAAGUGUUGACACCGCGAAAAAUUUAUAGACGCUGAAGUUGCGAGCAAACGAGAUCAUUUGCAGUGGCAACUUGAUGGAUACUCCAACGAAGCGUUUCGAUGCUUCCAUCUUGUAUCCGACCCACGGUGCAUCAAGAGGAGUACCCUCCACGUCGGGCGAAUCAGCCGCGAGUGUCACGUUCCCGAGCGAAGAAUCUCAAUCGCAAUUCGCCGAAUGGUCGGAAGCAGUCGCGUAACCCUGUCCACUCGAUACUCCGCUGAAAACUAGAUUCGCCGGGCUUCGAUUCAUCGAGGCCAGACUCGCGGAAGGGAAAGACGGUCGGUCGGUCUCUUUCACCUCAGUCGCACCUCGAUGAGCGCUUUUGCGAGCCAUCCGAGUCCUUCGACUGCGCGUUUAGCUAUUCCGCUCCACCGAGUGCCGUCUGGCUGAGAAACAGUCACAGGAAGUCAAAGGGCGGCGAUACAGGAAGGCAGGAGGAAGCUCACACACACAGAGAGCCAAGUGACAUCUCAAGAGCGAUCGCGGAGGAUCGCGGCGAGGCGAGGAAAAGCCGCGGCUCUCCAAGCCGUUGCCUAACACGCCAUCGAUCCUGCGGACAGAUCGCACGCUUCCGCUGGCCGGACACUCGGGCUUAUCACGAGCGUAGGAUUCCGCUGUGUAUGUGUGAUGACGAUGACGAUCGCGCCGCUGGGACCGCCGAGGUGACUCGCGGUGGCGGCGGCGGCUGCUGCUCUUCGGGGACCGAGCGGUGGUACCGCGGCACGCGGGAGGAUGCCGCGAGCGAGGUCGGGCGGAAGAUCGCUCGUCCUCGAGUCCUCGCUCCCGGCGGACUGGCGGUGCUAGGAGCGAUGGAGCAUGACGGUCUAGCGACGCGCGUCGUCAUGCCACGCGUCCUCGGGACGCUCGGGUCGCGCUCGCGGCCGCAACUGGCGGCCCUGACGAUGCUGCUGGUCGCGCUACUCUCCUGCUGCGCUCGCGCCAGCGAAUUCCCCGAGCGGGAGUGCUGCGACCUCAUCUUCCCGAUCCCGGAGCCCACCGGCAGGUCCACGUCCGCACCGACGCCGACCGGAAGGAGCGGAUCCGGCAUCAAGGUGCCGGUGGCCAUCCUGAAUUGCCUCUACGCCCGCCAAUUGUGCUUCGAGGACCCGUCGUGCAGCGCAAUUUUGGAGAUUAUACCGAGGGUCUGCGGUCCGGAAUUAGUGGCCUGCUCGACGGUGACGGUGACUAAGUGUCAGGCGGCUCUGCGCACGUUGCAAGCUUUCACUUUCUUCCGACCGACGUGCCUCUGCAGGGAGCCGCAUGUCGAUCCGGAUUGCAACAGCUUCCAGAACUUCCUGUUUGACCACCCGUGCGUCUACGUCCUCAACAAGAAAGACAAGGAUCAGUUCUCGAUAGACGCGUUGCCGACGUGCAAUCACGCCGUCAACGUUUGCGGACGCGACAAGGUGUGCACCCAGAUGUUCAAGGAGUUCAAGAUCAACUGCAAGAUUCAAGAGGGCAAAUGCAACAUGGAGAACCGGGACGCCUGCUUCGACUCCUGGACGCAACUGCGGCUGUCACCGAUGUUCGGCUGCAUAUGCCCGAACAACAGUAACAGGCGGCGAUGCGACAAGAUCUUCACGACGGUGAACCACAAUCCCUGCGUUGAGUUCCUGCCCUCCUCCACCUCCGUAGACCUGUCGGGCACGGACUCGGCCCUGUACCCGUUCGACCCGCAGCAGGAGAACUACCAGGAGAUCUGGUUGCCGCCGACCAGUAUGUACCCCUAUUUUCUGUUCCCCGGGACCGCGCGCACCCCGCCGUACUACGAUCCCGAGAGCACGUACGACAUACGGGAGCCCGGCGAACAACAUCGCCACCGUCACGGCCAUCGGCAUCAUCACGGUCACCAGGAGGCGCCGGAACUACCUGGCAGACCGGCCGUCCUCGUCGUCGAGGCGUACGAUCCUCGGCCCGAUUCGGAUCGGUACGACACCGACGUGAAUCGGUUCGAGGAUCGCUUGGCGACCUCGCGUCCAGCCGCUAGUCAUCCGGAUCGGUCGACGGAUGGAUCUUCUUCCUCCUUCUCCUCCUCUUCUUCUUCUGCUUCCUCCUCCUCGUCCUCUUCUUCUUCUUCUUCUUCUUCUUCUUCUUCUUCUUCGUCUUCGUUGUCCAAGCAUGACCACCGCGCCUCCAGCACAGUGCACCUGCCGCCCCAAAGCGAGCAUGACGCACACCCGCACCAGUAUCGGCACCAACACCACCACCACCACCACCACCACCAUCACCAACAGCACCAGCACCAGCACCAGCACCAUCGUCAGCACCCCGCACUACCCGCACCGCCGUCCGUCGUCGCGACGCUGUCGUCGUCGUCGGCGGGCUCGUACGCGCCGGCGGCCGCUCGUCCCACGCCAACCGCGCAGGACGAGCCGUUGGGGCCCGGCUCCGGCCACGCCGAGGCACCCCGGCUGCCGGCUCAGAGGAAGUUCGCGCCCAGGCCCACCUACGAGCACCGCGCGAUCUUCGACCGCGCCGACGACGACCUCGACGACAUCGACGAGUUCAGGAUCGGCGCGCUGCCCGUCGAUAGGCUCUUCGAUCUCCGCGAUGCCUUCGAAGGGUUCGUCGACCAAGUGAAGGUCAUCGCCCAUCCCGACAACUCCACCAGCUUCGAGGUGAUCGAGUCGCAAUUGGAGAAUCCGCUGAUCCACGUCGACCGGCAGGACCUGCUUGACAUGAAACAGCCCCCCUCCCCGGACGGCCAUCAUCAUCGCAGUCACCACAAGAGGAACCACACCGACGACUUUGAACAGCCGGUGCUGCCGUCCUCCACGUCGAAUAUCGACAGGCUCCAGCAGCCGGUCAAACUGGUCCUGUCCAGCACGUGUCAUCACGCUUACACAUCCUGCAAGAGCGAUCCGGAAUGCAAGAACCUGCUGCAGCCCGUGCUGAACCAUUGCGACUCGGCGACGUGCGCGAGGAACGAAUGCAUGGAAGCGUUGCAGCACUUCUACAGGACCGCCCAUCACAAGCACUCCGUGGAGAUCGCGUUCUGCCUGUGCAGGAAAACGGAUGGCAAAAAGGACGAGUGCAUAGUGGCGCAGGAGAAAAUGCAUCCGGCGUGUGCGCAGCGAGUCGACGGCGCCGAAAUGCCGACGUGUCACAGCCUGGCCGAGGCCUGCAAAGAGAACAAGGGCUGCAGGCUCAGGCUGGAGUACUAUGAGCAGAGCUGCGCGGUCGACAGCGUGACGAAGAAGUGCGCCGGGCCGACCACGGAAUGCAGGAAAGCGAUGCUGGGCAUUCUCGGCACCGAGCUGCGCACCAAUUGCGCCUGCAAGGGCACCGAGAUCAAUCAGCUGUACGAGUGUCUCGGUUGGCAGCGGCUCCUCUGGGUGAAUCCCUGCGUGGUGGAAUCGCAGAAGGACUAUCACGCGCGCCGAAAACACCAUCAUCCGCGCACGACGACGACGACGACGGCGACGGCCACGGCCGUCGCGUCGACGACGAGGUCACCGGCGAGCACGACGGCGACCACCGCGGUCGAACAAGUGGAAGAUAAUCAAAUACCGGAAGUGACGAGGUGGCCGACCACCGAACCCACGGAAACUUGGGAAAUCACGACCACUACUAUAAGCACCACUCCGAGCACCACCACGACCACCACGAUGCCGCCGCGCUUCUGCGCGGUUCAAAAGCCGAGGCAGAGUCCCCAAUACAUAAGAGAGGGCAAGGCCAAAAGGCUGUACCGCGAGGAGGAGCCCGAGUGCUCAGAGCUCUGCCAGUGCGAGGAGUCGUCGUUAUCGCUCAUCUGUCACACCAUCUGCGUCGAUAUGUCGCCGUGUAAGACGGACUUCGCCUUUUACAACCACGAGGCGCCGGCCUAUCAAGCCCAUCGAGGUCCUUGCCUUUGCUACAGCGGCGGCUUCAUAUGCAUGCGGCCUGCGCCCGGUGAGCGAGAUACGUACAGUAUACCGCACGGAGUCUUCAUGUUCCUGGGCUAUAGCGAGAAGGACGAGACCCUGUUGAAGCAACACAACAACCUGACCGUGCUGGACGCGGUGUCGUCUCUCGACAAUUUCAUGAAACAGGAAGUCAAUAAUCAGACAGUAUGCACGCUCUUCCUGUACAACGCGACCCGAGAAAACGUGAUUGCAGUGGCGCGACUCGGGACCGACAAUCCACCUUUAAAUAGCAGCCAGGCGCAGAGUCUGCAGCACCUGCUGCGCGUCAAGGAGGAGUGCGCGUCGAUGAUGCAGGACCUCAGCGACAAGAUCAACAACAAGCACCACGAGGUGCACACGCACCCGUUGCUCUCGAUCUUCAAGAUGGCCGAGGUCGAGGUGAAGAUGCCGUACAGCAACGAGGCGGCGAUCAGCAGGUCGCGGCCGGGCCUCCUCGUCGUUCUGCUCGCGCUCGGCCUCCUCGGGUCGAGCUGCCUCUUCGGCUCGUGACAGGGGCACCGGCACGCCACGAAGAGCGUCGUGGACCGAACGUCGUCUCCCUCGCGGAGGGUCGCCACGUGUCGCGUGCACGUGGUCGCGGCGGGCCCCGCGACAGGGCCCGCGCGGGCGAGCGAGGACUCGUGGCCUUGAAGGGCGCAGAUCAACGAAGAGAAGGGCUCCCCGAACCCACUCCCGCCUUCUCCUCGAUCGCCACGCGGAUCGGCGGCUCCGCGCGGCGGUCACCAGCGGCGCGUUACCGAGCCGACCGCGAAUCGCUCGCGCUCACCGCGCCCCGUUCAAGAUAUUAUUAAAUGUGUACAUUGAUGUUUAAUGAUAUUUUUGUUACUGCACCUCGACCGUCCUCGAGCCUCGUCCCCAACCCUUUCGGCCGCGCCAUUGCCUGCGCGAGCGCGGGCUUAAGGGGACUGGAGAGUCAGAUUGCUGAAGAA